AUGCCAAGCACGAAUAGCCCAUGUGAAAGUGAGCCUGGCAGCAAGGACUUACAUUUGCAACGCACCUCAUUGGACAAUCGGCGUGCCUCCGCAGCAGAGUGGAUUUGCGGUGGAUCGACCCUGACUUGGCAGUGGCUGUGUAAUCAGUGCUGCGGCUUGCUUCCGCCUCAAAGUUUGCCUCGGGUAAUCGCAUCGUUGACGAAACCGUCCGCUCAUCUUGGACUAGCUUACUUAUUAAGAGCAUUUACGAGAAAUCUAAAUCUUUGUCGCGUCUCUCAAGCUGGGCUAUUUCCGUACAUCGUUGGGGCUCAAAUUGCAUGUUGGAAUACAGCGUUUGCUGCGCUCGGCACCGAGGAACCAGUCGCAUGUGUCCUAUUACUGCGCAGCCCGGACUCUGUUAUAUUUUGCCCUAUGACAUGGAAUUCACGUAGUGUCGGCCCCCGUUUGUUAUGUCUUCCGUAUGGAUCCACUCUUUUCAAAGCAACGACUAAAUUCCGGAAUAUCGUUAUUGUCGUUCGCUUCGAGAUGCCUGGACGCUGCGCAUGA
Fomitiporia mediterranea MF3/22 is the source of this 546-nucleotide messenger RNA. RefSeq lists its product as uncharacterized. Bases 1 to 546 code for a protein of 181 amino acids. The transcript has a single exon. The record is from RefSeq and is a predicted model, not a curated record. NCBI's taxonomy places the organism in Eukaryota, Fungi, Basidiomycota, Agaricomycetes, Hymenochaetales, Hymenochaetaceae.